GAUCCAACAGAAAAUACCCGCCCCGCCCCGCCAAAAAGGAAGAAUAAAUCGCCGCAAAACGACACCAACACCGUUUACUUUACGUUCAGACAACAAACUUGAGGUGGUAGAGCGAGCGACGAUCGAUCAUCGAGCACGACGAGAAGGGAUUAUUCGAAAAUGACAGACGCGUGUAUCCGAUCAGUUGUGGAAGCCAUACACGCGAGCCCCACGCAAGCCGUUCUCUACCUCGCCGGCGGCGCCUCUCAGUCUUUAGGCUAUUUAAUGUCGGUUCCAGGAGCUUCGAACACUGUGCUUGAAGCAGUUGUACCGUACUCCAGAAUGUCUAUAAUUCAGUUACUCGGCAAGAUUCCUUCGAGUUUUUGUAGUCAACAAACGGCGGGGAGCAUGGCUUUGCUGGCUUAUAAUCGAGCGCUUAAGCUCUCUAGUCCAGGUGUCCCAGUUCUUGGUGUUGGUUUUACUGGUGCUUUGGCCAGCACUCAUCCAAAACUAGGGGACCACAGAUUCCACUUGUCAAUGAGGACAUCUGACCGACUAUGGAUAUCUACAGUUACUCUGUCAAAGGGUUUGCGGACUCGAGAGGAAGAAGAUAAGGUCUCAAGUCAUUAUUUGAUUAGGGGGAUUGCAAAUGCAUGCAAAAUCCCAGCAACAUUUGUUUCUGGGUUGACUGAAUCUGAAAAAGUUACUGAAUUUGAGCAACAGUUCACAGAAGAAGAAGAAUUGGAACAACUCAUAAGUGGGGAGAUUUGCUUUAAGGUUUAUCCAUUUUCAAGUGGCUUGUCUAAUGAAGAGAGGAAAAUAAUACUAUCUGGUUCAUUUAAUCCAUUACAUGAUGGCCACCUCAAGCUUUUGGAAGUUGCAACUAGCAUUUGUGGCAAUGGUUAUCCAUGCUUUGAAAUAUCAGCAGUCAAUGCAGACAAACCUCCAUUGUCAGUAUCCCAAAUCAAAGAUCGUGUCAAGCAGUUUGAAAAUGUUGGAAAGACUCUAAUUGUUUCAAAUCAGCCUUAUUUUUAUAAGAAAGCUGAACUUUUUCCAGGCAGUGCUUUUGUAAUUGGUGCAGAUACGGUAGCACGGCUUAUUAAUCCUAAAUAUUAUUAUGGGGACUACCAGCAGAUGCUGGAGAUACUGAGCGGAUGCAAGAGUACAGGAUGCACUUUCCUUGUUGGUGGACGUAUUGUGGAUGGCGUUUUCAAGGUUCUUGAAGAUUUUGACAUACCAGAGACUUUAAAAGAUAUGUUUGUCUCAAUACCAAUAGAAAAAUUCCGUAUGGAUAUCUCCUCAACUGAAAUAAGGAAAAACCGAAUGUAAUUUCUUCUGUAACAAUUGUUUUUCAAACCAGUGUCGUGCAAAAACAAUGCCUGUGAGAAUAGCUGUCGUUGGAGAAGAAAUUACACUCUGCAGUUUUUCCUUGUAUUAGAGGACUUAUCUAUACGAAAUCUUCAAAGAAAAAGGUUUUUUUUUUAGUCCAAAAUCAAUUAAAUUGAGAAUUAGAGGUCUUUAUUAUUAGUACUCUUUUGAAAAUUUGAACAAAAUAAUAAGAAUGAUUUUUUUUUUUUGGAUAUAAACUAAAUGUUGAUCUUUAUUAUCAAUCCACUUCUUAAAAUAGAGUAUUCUUUCUUGCCAUUUCUCUUUUGGGUUUUAUUGUGUUUGGAUAGUCUCAGAUGUGAAGAAGUCGCUGCUUUUAUAGGUAAACUUUGGUGAGUCUGAGCAAAUGUGAAAAUUUCCAUUCUUUUCAAGAAACUCACAAAUCUGAUUCAAGUUGGCUUGGGCUUGGAUUGCUUUUCAGCUUGAACAAAUUGAGUUCGAGUUGAAAAAAUUUUAAUGUGAACUUCACCUAAUUUGAACCCUUAUAUCUGAUUAAUGUUGUUGUAUUAGAGUUUGUCUCGUUAAUAAUUAUUUAUUCUUCUUCUUUAUAAUGAUUCUGGUAGAUAUGAACGAUUCUUCUUCUCCUUUGGGACUCAGAUGAUUCUUUUCUCUUUUACUUUGAUGUAAUGUUCACUAAUUAAGCAGGGGAAGUUCGGUCCCAAGCUAGCUCUCA
Molecule: messenger RNA, 2038 nt
Organism: Mangifera indica (mango)
Lineage: Eukaryota; Viridiplantae; Streptophyta; Magnoliopsida; Sapindales; Anacardiaceae
Exons: 11
Coding region: 160-1308 (382 amino acids)
Cellular component (GO): nucleus; cytoplasm
Molecular function (GO): ATP hydrolysis activity; nicotinamide-nucleotide adenylyltransferase activity
Source: RefSeq, a predicted model, not a curated record